AUGCAACCGGUGGCCGGCGCGGACGAUUUACGAGCUCUGCUUGAAGUGUUGGAGCAGGUGCACAAGGAAACGCAGGAGCACCGACAAAAGAUUGACGAUACUAUUGAGGCUGCCGACAAGUUCUACCAGCCCGAAGAGGAUGAAGACAUUGCGUCGCUCGAGAAGCAGGUAGAUGCAGAGCGCGCUCGAAACCUGGCCACGAUGGUGCUGCUCGACACGGCCAUUGGGUACCUGGGGGAGGCGACGCAGCAUCUGCGGACGUUUUCACGUGCCGAGGCAGUGAACACGCUUGAGUUCUACAACAAAUGCUCAAAGGAGCUGUACAAGUGGCAGCAAAAACGCCAGCAGGCCGAGUACGAGCUGCUGAAGCUGCGGCAAACCGAAAUCGACGUGGCCGAAAAGCUCUCUGAAGUGCUUGAAAAACUCGAACAUGAUAUGUAG
Wickerhamiella sorbophila is the source of this 441-nucleotide messenger RNA. RefSeq lists its product as hypothetical. The transcript has a single exon. The record is from RefSeq and is a predicted model, not a curated record. Bases 1 to 441 code for a protein of 146 amino acids. Lineage: Eukaryota; Fungi; Ascomycota; Dipodascomycetes; Dipodascales; Trichomonascaceae.